This is a messenger RNA of Aspergillus alliaceus, 2834 nucleotides long. RefSeq names its product pentatricopeptide repeat-containing protein. The transcript is spliced from 2 exons. The coding region runs from base 310 to 2670 and encodes 786 amino acids. NCBI's taxonomy places the organism in Eukaryota, Fungi, Ascomycota, Eurotiomycetes, Eurotiales, Aspergillaceae. Gene Ontology annotation, molecular function: protein binding. The record is from RefSeq and is a predicted model, not a curated record.
UCUCUGCCGUUCCACUCGAAGGCUGCCUGGAUUUGUGCCGUUGAGGGUUUCGCUUCCUCCUCCUCCUUUCAUAUCUUUUAUGAUCUUUGUGUAUAUCCGUCCUGUAUCUCUCCCAUUAUCGCCUCUCCUUUACGACUCGGCCUGACGUUACCCUUCGAAAAGUUUUCUUUGUUCAAGCAUAAGCCUGCGGACGUCGAUUUACCUUGCACAACUAUCCCUAAGAUAUAAGGACAAGUGAUACAAGUGAAGUCACUAGCAUUCAAGAUCACAGCCGGGUUUCGGGGCGGUUCAACGGCCUCCGGUCUUUAAAUGCUUCGUUGCAGCAAUGCUGGUGCUCUUCGGACGGGCGUGAACUGUAGUCCGUUCAAGAGAAUACCCGUAGGUACAAAAUGGUUCAGUGGCAUUCCAGGAAAGGCUAGAUAUACCUCACUUUCACGUGCGACAUCGCGAGUAUUAGCACCUGGGCACAUUGGUGCCUGGCCCUUAUCUGCCGGCGCAAAGGGAUACUCUACAAGUUCUGAUAUUUCGAAGCCCACCCCUGUGAGCAAAAGGCUGGCACGAAAUAUAUUCCUGGACCGUGAAUCUUCGAAGAAACCUGAACGUACCACUACGAAUGAUAUUCUGCUAGCAAUCGCGAAGGCAGGGACUUCGCCAAAGGCCCGGGAUGAGUUGCGGGAGACCACGUCUGUCACGGUCUCUGGGAAAGUCGUUGAAAUGGAGUUAAAAUGGUUGCAGGACCCUCGCGCGCUGUCUGAUCGAGUCGCAAGGCUUCUGCAGGGAAAUGACGUGGUAUUGGCUGUGGCGUUGGUCCGGGCGGCGCAGAAGGAGGGUAUGGAGUGUACCGUGGCCUGGAACCAUCUGAUGGAAUACUCCCUGAGCAACAAUAGCCCGCUGGCGGCUUUAAAGUUCUACAAUGAGAUGAAAAAGCGAGGCCGCAUGCCUAAUUCGCUGACGUAUACUAUCAUGUUGGAUGGCCUUGCCAAAGUAACGAAGGAUGCCAGCAAGGAUGCCCGCAUCAACCCUGUGUGGGCCGCGUUAUCUAUAUACAAGUCUAUCUCUGCGCCCAACUCAAUUGUGAAGCUAAACAUUAUUCACACCAAUGCGAUGCUCAAUGUAUGUGCACGGCAUCUUAGCAUGUUGACGUUAUGGCAGAUUGCUGGUGAGCUCCCUGAAAGCGGAGAAGGCUCCCCGGAUUGCACAACGUAUAGUAUCAUUUUGAGAGCUAUUGCAGACUCAGCCCAGCGGGAUGUGUCACGGUUGAAAUCCUCUAAGGUGGAGGAAAUCCUUGCAAGGAAAGCUAAAGCUGUCAAAGAGGGCAAGCGAAUAUGGUCUGACGUUGUUUUUCGAUGGAAGAAGGGGCAACUCGAGCUGGACAACCUGCUCGUAAAUUCGAUGGCCAAUCUUCUCUUGGAAGGAGCUACCGAUCGGGAUUGUUACGAUGUGUUCGCAUUGAUAAAUCAAGCUACUGGAAUCCCAAUUCUUGCUAAAGAACCUCCAUCGGAUUCCCACGGUCAGCGGCCUUCCUCGAAACUGCGAAAGAAAAACCAAGAAAGCGAUAUAGUGGACGAUGUGCCGUUUGUCGAUGAUAGCAAUAUGUUAUUUCGACCAUCGGAAGCUGAAUCUGAAGAGCGUGAAGAACAAGAGGGCCAAGGCGUAGAAGGGGGGGAAGAGGAAGAAACAUUUGAAACUCUCUUUGACCCUGUCAUUCGCCCGGGAUCUACGCCUGCGCCAACGCAAGGCAGGCCUAGUAGCGGAGCGUCAACUCCCUCCUAUAUUUCUGUGGGGAAUAGGGAACUCGCGAUAAUUUUAGAGUCUUGCUUAUCCAUGACUCAAGGAGUCACAGCUGGAAAGGCCUACUGGCAACACCUUACGCAGGAAAACACCAAUUAUAAACUUGAGCCCGAUAGUGGUACAUAUCACCAAUACCUUCGACUUCUUCGGAUUGGCCAUUCUAGCCGUCUUGCUCUGGAGCUCAUACGCGACCAGAUGGUGCCUACUCAAAUGACUGAGGGACGAUCUUUCCGCAUCGCGCUCGCAUGUUGUCUCCGUGAUCGCAAGAAUCCUAACGUCUUCAGCAAUGCCAAUGGCCUCAUUCACCUCAUGGAGACGUCACUCGUGCUUCCUCAUCCUCAAGCAUUGGACGCCUACCUUUAUUUGAUCCGUAUCUUAGGCGAAAACCCCCAGCUUCUCAUAUCGUUGAACGGUAUUGACGGGAGCAAUUUAAGACCAACUGGCCUCAGCACCAUCGGCCAGAAGUUGCGAGUAAGCUUACAAGCUGCCGCCCUUGAAGUUGUACGUCCCUCUAUCGUCAAACUCGCCGAAGCUAUGGAGCAUGGGCGAGUAUCUCCAGCUCCAGUCAAACGUCGCCGCAACGACAUUUCUACCCGACAUACGGUUUUAGGAGAAGAAUCUCUCAAGGUAUUGGUCACGGUGCGAGGUCUGAUCGACGAAGUCUUGAAGACAGAGAAUUCUAGGCUGCUUUCUAAGCUGAUUUCUAAAGAAACCCGCACUCAGCUCAAGAAAGACUCACAGGACUUGAGGAAAUGGUCACGGGCUGAGAUGGUUGAUAAAUACGAUUCUACUCUGGUUGCGCCGACUUCGCAACAAGUUCUGGCACUCGAAGAUCAGCAAGUCGUCAAGGAUUCCUUGGAUAUUGGCAGAGCUUCGUAAGAAUAACAGGAACUCGUGCAGUCUGCACAUGUCAUCUUAUGACCUGUUUGAUGGUUGAUCUAACCUCAAUACUUGCAUAUAUCGGCGUUAGUAUAUAGUCUUAAGUGUACACUAUCAUGAUGGGCGAUGAGGUUGUUUGUAUGUACAAAUAUCGGCUGUGUUCG